AUGGCGUUUCAGUUUAAGAAACCGCUUCCACUUUUUCUGUUCAUCUUCUUCCUUCUACAUCCUUUUGUCUCGUCGGAAAGACCCAUUUCAGAACCGCAAGCUCCGGCCACGGUCUAUGAUCUCCUUCCUUUAUACGGUUUUCCAAAGGGUAUAAUUCCCAGCUCCGCCAAAUCCUACUCUCUUUCGUCGGACGGAAACUUCGAAAUCGAGUUCGUAGACUCGUCAUGUUACCUCAUGUUCAAGGACCAGCUCGUUUAUUAUGAGAAACAGGCAAGAGGGAAGCUUGAGUAUGGAUCAGUCACUGGUAUCUCAGGCAUUCUGACAAAGAAAUUGUUCUUGUGGGUUCCGAUCACCGGAAUAAGUUCCGAUGAUAAGACGGGAAUGCUUGAGUUUCAUGUCGGAGCUCUGUCGCAGAAGCUACCGGCUAAGCAGUUCUUGAGAAUACAAGAUUGUCAGAAGAGAAGAUUAGGUUAUGGUGAAUCUCAAGUUGUGUCAAAUAUUUGA
This is a messenger RNA of Impatiens glandulifera, 504 nucleotides long. RefSeq lists its product as uncharacterized. NCBI's taxonomy places the organism in Eukaryota, Viridiplantae, Streptophyta, Magnoliopsida, Ericales, Balsaminaceae. The transcript has a single exon. The coding region runs from base 1 to 504 and encodes 167 amino acids. The record is from RefSeq and is a predicted model, not a curated record.